Messenger RNA from Acanthosepion pharaonis, 2298 nucleotides. NCBI's taxonomy places the organism in Eukaryota, Metazoa, Mollusca, Cephalopoda, Sepiida, Sepiidae. The record is from the annotation of a GenBank genome assembly.
AUGGUCUUAAUAAAUUUCUUUCUUUUUUUUAUUAUUUUCUCCACUUUUCUUUUCGUUUUUCUUUCAUUCUUUGCUUUUCUUUUUCUUCUGCCCGUUUUUUAUUCUCUUCGUUCUUUUUUACUUUCUUUCGACUUUUUUUUCUUUUUUUGCCUUUUUCUCUAUCUUUCUGUAAUUUUAAAACGCAUUCUUUUUUUACCUUUUCCUUCAAAUUUUCUCUUCAUUUUCAUCUUAUUCUACGCUUUCUUUCUUUCCUUCUUUCUUCCUUUCCUUCUUCCCUUCUUUCUUUCUUUCUUUCUUUCUUUCUUUCCUUCUUUCUUCCUUUCCUUCUUUCUUCCUUUCUUUCUUCCUUUCCUUCUUUCUUCCUUUCCUUCUUUCUUUCUUUCUUUCUUUCUUCCUUUCCUUCUUUCUUCCUUUCCUUCGUUCCUUCUUUCUUCCUUUCUCUCUUUUUUCUUCCUUUCCUUCUUUCCUUCUUUCUUCUUUUCCUUCUUUCUUCCUUUCCUUCUUCCCUUCUUUCUUUCUUUCUUUCUUUCCUUCUUUCUUCCUUUCUUUCUUUCUUCCUUUUCUUCUUCCCUUCUUUCUUUCUUUCUUUCUUUCUUUCUUUCAUUUUUCCUUUCCUUCUUUCUUCCUUUCCUUCUUUCUUCCUUUCCUUCUUCCCUUCUUUCUUUCUUUCUUUCUUUCUUUCUUUCUUUCUUUCUUUCUUCCUUUCCUUCUUUCUUCCUUUCUUUCUUUCUUUCUUUCUUUCUUUCUUCCUAUUUUUCUUUUUUGAAUGCAAUGGAUCCGACUGGAAUUCAUCUAUCUAUCUAUCUAUCUAUCUAUCUAUCUAUCUAUCUAUCUAUCUAUCUCUAUAUAUAUAUAUGUCAUGAAAGAGUUAUUUCAUGUGUGUUAUUUUUAUUUUAUUCGGUUUUAUUUUCCUUUCCUUUCUUCUUAAUUCCUUUCUUCUUUUUCCUUUCUUCUUUAUUUUUUGUUUAUUUAUUUCGCCGUCCAUCCUUUUUCUAUUACUUUAUUCGCUUCUUGCUUCCUACUUUUCAUCUUUCUUUCUUUCUUCCUUUCUUUCUUUUUUUCUUUCUUUCUUUCUUUCUUUCUUUCUCUCUUCUUUCUUUCUCCGUCGAUGCCUUUUGUCAUACUUUAUUCGCUUCUUUCUUUCUUUCUUCUUUCUUUUUUUCUUUCUUUCUUUCUUUUUCCGUCGAUGCCUUUUGUCAUACAUUAUUCGCUUCUUUCUUUCAUUCUUUUUUUCUUUCUUUCUUUCUUUCUUUCUUUCUUUCUUUUUCCGUCGAUGCCUUUUGUCAUACUUUAUUAUUUCUUUUUUAUCUUUUUCUUUUUUUUCUUUCUUUCUUUCUUUCUCCGUCGAUGCCUUUUGUCAUACUUUAUUCGCUUCUUUCUUUCUUUCUUUCUUUCUUUCUUUCUUUCUUUCUUUCUUUCUCCGUCGAUGCCUUUUGUCAUACUUUAUUCGCUUCUUUCUUUCUUUCUUUCUUUCUUUCUUUCUUUCUUUCUUUCUCCGUCGAUGCCUUUUGUCAUACUUUAUUCGCUUCUUUCUUUCUUUCUUUCUUUCUUUCUUUUUUUCUUUCUUUCUUUCUUUCUUUCCGUCAAUGCCUUUGUCCUUCUUUUAUUCGCUUCUUUCUUUCUUUCUUUCUUUUUUCUUUCUUUUCUUUCUCCGUCGAUGACUUUUGUCAUACUUUAUUAUUCUUCUUUUUCUUUCUUUCUUUUCUUUCUUUCUUUUUUUUCUUUCUUUCUUUCUCCGUCGAUGCCUUUUGUCAUACUUUUAUUCCUUCUUUUUUUCUUUCUUUCUUUCUUUCUUUCUUUCUUUCUUUCUCCGUCGAUGCCUUUUGUCAUACUUUAUUCGCCUUUUCUUUCUUUUUUCUUUUUUCUUUCUUUCUUUCUUUCUUUCUUUCUUUCUUUCUUUCUUAUUAUCCCUCGUUUCCUCUUCCUUCCUUUUUUUCGUUCUUUCUUUCUUUCUUUCUUUCUUUUUUUCGUUCUUUCUUUCUUUCUUUCUUUCUUUCUAUUUCCCCACAUAAUCCUUGUUUAUUCUUCUUUCUUGUUUUCUUUGUAUCUUUCUUUCUGUCUUUGUGUCUUUCUUUCUUUUUCUUUUCUUACUUUCUUUCCCUCUUUUUUCCUUUCUUAAUAUCCGCCCCACACAAUCCUUCUUUCUUUCUUUCUUUCUUUCUUUCUUUCUUUCUUUCUUUCUUUCUCCCACACAAUCCUUGUUUGUUUGUUUGUUCCUUUCUUUCUUUCUUUCUUUCUUUCUUUCUUUCUUUCUUUCUUUCUUUCUUUCUGCAUCUAAUUCCUAUUUUCUCACUCUAG